Messenger RNA from Trametes versicolor FP-101664 SS1, 690 nucleotides. RefSeq lists its product as uncharacterized. Bases 343 to 531 code for a protein of 62 amino acids. The transcript has a single exon. NCBI's taxonomy places the organism in Eukaryota, Fungi, Basidiomycota, Agaricomycetes, Polyporales, Polyporaceae. The record is from RefSeq and is a predicted model, not a curated record.
CCUCGAACUGUCAGCCAAUCGCGCGGAUGUGGGGUGGCCUGAACGACGCAGGGGGCAGACGAGCCGGCACAGUGUUGCCUUGACUGGCGGACGCGCUAGAGGCCGUCCCAUCCCACAUAUCCCGUCGUACGAGUGCCCGGGCCCGCCUGCUGCUGCGAGGUCCGGUCGAAGGUGCAGGGCGGGAUGGACACAGAGUCGGCCGGGGGAGCUGUCCGGUAGCUGCACAGGCAGAGCGUUUGAUGACGACGGUGCUGUCACGUACGAACUACGAUCGCCGUCCAGGAAACGGGCCCUCGUAUCGCAAGCAGGUUCUCGAGAUCCUCUCGUCGCUGCCGUCGUACGAUGGCAAAUCACCGCCGCAUCGUCCAAAAAUUGAACCAGCCGGCCGCACAUCGAAAACCCGCCUCCUCCGCGGAUCGAAGGCCCGCCGCGCUCGCCUCCUCGAAGUGGGGCCAAGCGGCCGUGGAUACAGAUGCAGACGACGUCGGCUCGCCCGCGCGCGGCGGACCUGGACCCACAGCACGGGCGUGAUACGCGCGCCCCUCCUGCCGCCAACACGGUACGCGGCGCACACGCACCGUCUCCGUCUGCACGCAUCCUCGUGCGCGUUUCAGGUGGGGCGUGCUCCGUGUGCGUUAUUGGCCCUGUACGCCUGCGUCCGUUUCCGCGCGACGAGAUGGCGAGAUGCGC